AUGGAACUGGUUGGAAAAAGUCUCGCUGACCUCAAAAAUGCUAGACCUGAAAGAGUGAGUAUCACUGUGAUGGUUGUGGCACAUCAGCGCUUCCCACUCAGUAAGCUCGUUUUACAGCACUUUUCGGUAUCCACCGGCUUGGGUGCCUCAAUACAAUGCCUUGAAGCAUGCCAGGACCUCCACAAGUACGGCUUCAUUCAUCGUGACUUGAAACCAGCGAAUUAUGCUUGUGGAUUGGGCGAGAAAAAGCGCGUGGUGUAUAUUUUGGACUUCGGGAUCGCUCGUCGGAUACUUAAUGACAAAAACGAACUGAAAACGCCACGAGUAUCCGUGCGAUUCAAGGGUACUAUUCCGUUCGCUUCCAUUGCUUGCCAUAAAGGUAUUGAAAUGGGACCAAAGGAUGACUGCGAGUCCUGGUUCUACUUAAUGUUAGAUCUCACGGUUCCUGGAGGUUUAAUUUGGAAGCGAAUUGCCGACAAAAAUGAAGUACUCAAAGUGAAGGAAGAAUGUAGAACUACGAAAAAGGAUCAAAUGCUUGGUUCUCUGAAAUGCAAAGACGAACUUGGGCGAGUUCUAGAGUAUAUUGACAAACUGCAGUAUCAUGACCAUGUAGACUAUACUUAUAUUUAUAAGAUGCUCGAAGAGUACAACUUUCAACAGCCCAACUGGAGCCUCCAGAAGAGCAAAGGAGACGUUUUGAAAUCGAAUGCGAAUUCGUCCAGGCUCUCGCCAACCCUCAUUAUGGCUUUGAAGUAUCCGCAGUGCCUUCAUAUUCUUGAGUGCCUUCAGUGCAAUAACUUUCGAGAAGCUCUUACUUCAGGAGCGAAUGCAAAGUUCAUAGAAGAUCAGCAAGUUCUCCAAUGGCUGUAUUAUUUGCGGAAGCGACAAAGACUGCAUGUGAAUCCUGAAGCGGCAGAAGAUGCAGGCGAAAAGUCUCAGGAGGAUACGGAUGACGACACUGACGGGGAUAAGACCGGUUCUGAUAUCAAUUAG
Molecule: messenger RNA, 993 nt
Organism: Ostertagia ostertagi
Lineage: Eukaryota; Metazoa; Nematoda; Chromadorea; Rhabditida; Trichostrongylidae
Source: the annotation of a GenBank genome assembly